Molecule: messenger RNA, 1705 nt
Organism: Strongylocentrotus purpuratus (purple sea urchin)
Lineage: Eukaryota; Metazoa; Echinodermata; Echinoidea; Camarodonta; Strongylocentrotidae
Product: large neutral amino acids transporter small subunit 2
Exons: 6
Coding region: 465-1133 (222 amino acids)
Biological process (GO): amino acid transmembrane transport
Cellular component (GO): membrane
Molecular function (GO): L-amino acid transmembrane transporter activity
Source: RefSeq, a predicted model, not a curated record
AAAACGGAUGUUAGAGAGACACGAUGGUUCACUCCAGUUAAGAGCAAUGGUCCGGGAGGUCCCGGAUGCGAAACCAAAUCAGUGCUCUACUGCCCUUUGGCAAGGCAUUAACCAUAUUUCCAAGUCCCUCGCAUAGGACUCAAAGCCGUUGAGCGUGAGAGCUCUAGCUCUUAGUAUCAUGAGACAAAAUAUACUAUGUCGCAGAAGCGGGGGUAGCAAAACUGUCAACUUAAUUCCUCUUCAACAAAAAAGAAAUAGAAAGAAUCACGAAACAGUAUAAUACUGAAGAAAUAUGUCAGUUUGUUAGCAGAUUAAACAAGAAAAUCGAUUUCGAGUAAACUACAUGUGUGUAAAAAAAAAUGUGAAAUUAUGAACCACGAACCUGUCUCCGUUUCACUUUCUACCCCCAUAGAAACAUCCCGUAUGUGACGUCAUUCUCGGUUUUGAUUGCUAUUGCCUUAUGUAUGGCGCUCAACCUGUCAUAUGCCACACUCCUCACCCCGCACGAGUUACUAUCCUCACAGCCCAUCAUCAUGUUAAUCGGACAUAAAGUUCUUGGAUCGUGGUAUCGUCUCGUUCAUCUACCUAUUUUGGUUUGCACCCUCUCGGAUAUCAACAUUAUUAUCUUAAUAAUCUCCAGGAUGUUUUUCUCGGCUGGACGAGAGGGGCAGGCCCCUAGUCUCUGGGGAAUGCUCAGUCUCAGACACAGCUCCCCAUCUCCAGCUAUUCUUGUUAUGCUGCCCAUCGCCCUCCUUCUCCUGCUCGUGGACAUUACUCCUGUCUUGUCCACCCUUGGUCCAUUCCAAUGGCUGACCAGUGCGAUGGUGGUAGCGACCCUUCCUAUCUAUAGGAUACGAUACCCCAGCCUGGAACGACCAUUUAAGGUUCCUCUGGUGUUUCCGUUCAUCUACAUUCUCUACUGUAUAUUUCUGACAACGCUAGCCGUCUACAACAAUCCCCGUGUACUGGGCCUAGUUCUUGCUAUCAUAGUCCCAGCCUUCCCGCUUCAAAUCAUCCUCAUCAGGUUCAAAAGACCGAGAAGAUUUCUUAGAUCAGUCGGACAUGUGACCCGUUUUCUCCAGAAGCUGCUUCUGGUUGCUAAACCCGAUGAUGGACAAGCCACAAAAUUUUAAUCGGAGAAUGGAACAGACUGGUGCUUUACUCGAAACAUCCCAUUUAACGCACCCGGCCAUGAUAUGCUCCAUGAUUUUUCUAGAAGCUACACAUCUGACUGAAAAAUAUGGUGGCAUUGAGCAAAGUUACACAUAGAAGUUCAGAAAGGAACAAAAUGGCGCUACUACAACAUCACGCCAUGAAAUUAAUAAUUGAUGAUCAUGGUGAUAUUUAGGGGCCGACUAAGACUGAAACUAGACCCCGGAACUUCGAUGCGACUGACCUACUGUUUGAUCAAUCAAAUCGGAACUCCAGCCACUAAUCGGCCCCUAAUCGGCCCGCCACCGACCCUAAAGACAAAAGCCUACCAGUUAAUUUGGAACACUAUUCUUCCGAUUUUCAGUCUACCUAUAACAACGAUGAGGAUAUUGAUGGUGCUGCUGAUGAUGAUGAUGACGACGAUGCUGAUGAUUGUUUCUUAGUAUCCCGCCGGAAUACUCGACUGCAGAUCAGAGCGGUCGUGCCGCUUGCUAAUAUUUAGGUUUGACAGAAUUCCGUUAGGGCAUUCAUUCGAAUGGAAAAGACAUCUGCU